Messenger RNA from Didymosphaeria variabile, 1671 nucleotides. RefSeq lists its product as uncharacterized. Gene Ontology annotation, molecular function: succinyl-CoA:3-oxo-acid CoA-transferase activity. The record is from RefSeq and is a predicted model, not a curated record. The transcript is spliced from 2 exons. NCBI's taxonomy places the organism in Eukaryota, Fungi, Ascomycota, Dothideomycetes, Pleosporales, Didymosphaeriaceae. Gene Ontology annotation, biological process: ketone body catabolic process. The coding region runs from base 1 to 1671 and encodes 556 amino acids.
AUGGACGGUUCUUCUCGGUUGCUUCUCACCCUUCCCUCGCGCAUAUGCGCAAAUCGACCUGUACCUGCACAAUUGCGUGCCGCGCGAUAUGUGGAUAGCAGAUGGAGGUUCGCGUCUCAAAAGAGAUUCAAGACUGUUCCAGCGUCGCGGGAGCCUAGGCAACCUACAAUCGAUCGCUCUCGGUCGAAACUUUUCAAUUCCGCCGACGAAGCUGUCGCAGACAUCCAGUCAGGGUCGACUGUACUUAGCGCAGGCUUUGGAUUAUGCGGUGUCGCGGAUACCUUGAUCCACGCCAUUCAAACCCGCGGCGCCAAGUCGUUGCAUUCGUUGACCGCCGUAUCGAACAACGCUGGCAUUGAAGACGUUGGUGGACUGGCUCUGAUCACGAAGUCGGGGCAAGUCAACAAGCUCAUCAUAAGCUUUCUAGGGAACAACAAAGCACUGGAGAAACAAUAUCUUUCUGGUGGCAUUACGAUUGAGCUGUGCCCCCAGGGUACCUUGGCGGAGCGGAUACGAGCAGCGGGUGCAGGCAUCCCAGCUUUUUAUACCCCGACCGCAGUCAAUACCUUGUUACAGGAUGGAAAGAUACCGGCGCAGCAUGACAGCGAAGGGAAUGUCAUCGGAUAUGGUACGCCGCGCGAGGUUCGCGAGUUUAACGGUCGCAAGUACUUGAUGGAGACUGCAUUGCCUGGCGAUGUUGCGAUAUUGAGGGCAUGGAAAGCUGACGAGCAGGGUACAGAACAACAGCCAAGUAACACGGUGCUUGCUAAGAAGUACAGAUAUACCACCAAAGCCUUCGGGCCCAUCAUGGCGAAAGCCGCGCGCCUGACCAUCGUCGAAGCCGAGGAAAUCGUGCCGGUCGGAUCAUUAAGCCCGAAUGACAUUCAUUUGCCUGGCAUUUUUGUCAACCGGAUCGUCCCAGCCACCGCACCGAAGAAUAUCGAGAUCAAGAAGCUGCGCGAUUCAAAAGGCGAUGGCAGACCAUCAAACCAGAGCGAGGAUGCUAUGCGCCGAAACCGAAUCGCACGACGAGCGGCGAAGGAGCUCAAGGAUGGAUAUUAUGUCAACUUGGGUGUCGGAAUCCCGACAAUGGCUGCAACUUUUGUGCCCGAUGGCACCAAAGUAUGGCUGCAAAGCGAGAACGGUAUACUAGGCAUGGGUCCACACCCUACAGAGGAAGAAGUUGACCCCGACAUCAUCAACGCCGGCAAGCAGACGGUCACGUUACUUCCCGGAGCGUCCACUUUCGACAGCGCCGAAUCAUUUGGCAUGAUUCGCGGCGGUCACGUUGAUGUGUCGAUUCUCGGCGCGCUCCAGGUCAGCACAUGGGGAGAUCUAGCAAACUACAUGAUCCCCGGCAAGGUUUUCAAGGGCAUGGGUGGUGCAAUGGACCUUGUUGGCAACCCCGAAGCUACCAAGGUGGUUGUGGCUACCGAGCAUGUGGCGAAGGAUGGUAGCAGCAAGAUUGUGCAGGAAUGCAAGCUGCCGCUUACAGGCGCAAAGUGCGUCAGCACCAUCAUCACAGACAUGUGCGUGUUUGAGGUGGACAGGAAGAGGGGCGGAUUGACGUUGACUGAGGUGGCGGAAGGGGUCACUGUGGAGGACGUGAAGAACAAGACGGAUGCAAAGUUUAGCGUUGCAGAGGACUUGAAAAAUAUGGAGGAGUGGUGA